Messenger RNA from Paramecium tetraurelia, 900 nucleotides. RefSeq lists its product as uncharacterized. The transcript has 2 exons. The record is from RefSeq and is a predicted model, not a curated record. NCBI's taxonomy places the organism in Eukaryota, Ciliophora, Oligohymenophorea, Peniculida, Parameciidae.
AUGAGUAGAUAAAAUUCAUAAGAUAAAUAUCUAAAAUCAGCGAACUCAUGUCGAAACUAAGGAAGAUAGCUGAAUAUUAUCGAUUUUAUAAUGAAAUAAAACUUUUAGGAUAAAGGUCCUUCAACAAUAGAAUUUUAGGAAGAAAUGAAUACAUAGAAGACAUGCCAAACGUGUUUAUAAGUGCAAGAGGAAUUAAAAAAAUUUGUGAAUGCAGAAAGAUUUUAAUAGGUAAUAGAAAAGAUGUGGCAAAAGAUUCGAAAAAUGGAAGAGGACAAUCAAAAGGUAUUGUUAAAAAUGGAGAAUCUCGAAAAAGCUGUAAUAGAUCAAUAAGGGUUUUUAGAUGAAUUGAAUGAUCAAUAAUACAAGUCAUAAUAAUAAUAAGAUUAUUCUCAGAUUAUACAAUAAGUGACUUUGGAUAAAGGGUAACUUGAGAAACUAGAGAAGAAAAUUUCAAAAGACAAUUUAGCAGGUAUCAAGAGCAUUGAGGAUAAUUUAUAUAAGAUCCUAAAUAAGGAGAUUUAAUCGAAGUUUAUGGUUAUGCAAGAAAAACUCGAAGAAAUUAGCCAAUAAUUUGGAGGUGUAAACGAGUAGAUUGAACUUUUUAAUCAUAAGCAUGGAGUCACUCGUGAAGAAUGUGAAGAGAGAAUUAAUUAAAUAGCUGCAAUUGUUAAUGAGAACAAUCAACUACAAAGAACCAAUAAUAAUGGAGUGGCUGAAAUGCAAUAGCAUUAUAGUGAUUUGGAUGCAGACAUGAUGAGAAUAUUUUAACAUAUAAAGGCAUUAUUGGAGAAUGAUUACAAAAUAUCAGAGAUGGAAUAGAACAUAAAUAAUUUGAAGUCUUAAUUGGUUUAAUUGAGAAAUGCUGUUAAUGAAAUUGGUGAUUUUGUUUCAAAAAUAUGA